Messenger RNA from Tarenaya hassleriana, 1285 nucleotides. RefSeq names its product rhomboid-like protein 19. Gene Ontology annotation, biological process: retrograde vesicle-mediated transport, Golgi to endoplasmic reticulum. The record is from RefSeq and is a predicted model, not a curated record. Gene Ontology annotation, cellular component: Golgi apparatus; membrane. The transcript is spliced from 8 exons. Lineage: Eukaryota; Viridiplantae; Streptophyta; Magnoliopsida; Brassicales; Cleomaceae. Bases 133 to 1047 code for a protein of 304 amino acids.
UGAGAAAUUUAGAAAUCGAAACCGUGGAUCGAACCACCGACAAAAAAACAGAGAUAUCGAUCGAAGAUCGACCAUCUGCGAUUCACUGUUUCCAUUGACCGCUUCAGAUUCGUGCUCUCUCUCGCCGGCGACAUGAGUUCUCCGGGAACGAGCAUGUUCACCGGGUUCACCAAGCUCUGCAAGGGACUCGCUGUGGUGCUUGUUGCUGGGCACAUCGUGGUUCGGUUGAUUCCUGCUUCUGUUCCAUAUCUCGCUCUGAUUCCGUCGAGGACUAUUCCUUUUGCCUGGAAUCUGAUAACAGCUGGUUACCUUGAGUUGACAAUAUAUGGGGUUGUCUUCAGCACCCUUGGUCUCCUCUUUAUGGGGAAGUUGCUCGAACCUGUCUGGGGUUCCAAAGAAUUCCUGAAGUUCAUCUUUGUGGUGAACAUUCUCACGUCUCUCUGUGUUUUCGUCACUGCUAUUGCCUUGUACUACAUAACGAGGGUGGAGAAUUACCUAUAUAUGCCCCUUGCGGGCUUUCAUGGUGUCUUGGCGGCUCUGCUGGUUGGGAUAAAGCAAAUAAUACCUGACCAGGAACUAUCGUUGUUGAGGAUUAAAGCAAAGUGGUUGCCUUCUAUUAUGCUUCUCCUGUCAAUAGUUUCAAGCUUCUUCACAUUGGAAUCGGCAGCAUAUCUUCCCACUUUGAUAUUUGGUACAUAUAUGGGUUGGUUAUACCUCAGAUACCUACAGAGGAGGCCAGAAACGAAGCUCAGAGGUGAUCCAAGCGAUGACUUUGCCUUCUCUACUUUCUUUCCAGAGUUUCUAAGACCGGUUAUUGACCCUAUUGCCACAAUCUUCCACCGGAUGCUUUGUGGACGUUCGGAUGCCUCUGCAGAGGGCCAUGGUUACACUCUGGGAGGUGCUCCAUUGCCAGGUUCUGAUCCUGUUGAGGCAUCCAGAAGGAGAGAAAGAGGGGCAAGGGCUCUCGAGGAGAGACUAGCGGCGGACAGCUUGGCCGCUGGAAGGAGCAAAGACGAGUCACAUGAGGAUGCGUCGGAGAACGUCUGAGCAUUUGCUUGACUGAAACUGCAAGUUAACUUUCCUAAGAGUAUCUAGAAAGACAGCCACAGUUUUUGUUCUAAAGGUUUGAUGUGGAUGGAAUAGGGCUUUGUACAAAACGAUCAUAUCCUGUAUUUGGUUGGUGGGUUUUUUUUUUUAGAUUCCGACAGAUUCUUUGAAUCUCUUCGUGUCAUAGUUCGGACAUCAUUUUUAGUGUUCUUGUUACUGCCAUGGACACUGUCUCUCA